AUGAGCCCGACAUGCUCCCAAACCCCCAUCCCCUGUUCUGAUCCUACUAUAGGCUACCGUCUAAAUCACUUCAUGCUGCGCAUCAGCGAUCCUUCGCGCACUCUGCACUUCUACACACAUCUCAUGGGCAUGCGCCUCGUCUUCAGCCGCGACGUCGGGCCUAUGACGGUGUACUACCUCGGCUACCCGUCGACAGCCGAGCACCGUGCUGAUCAGGAGGCAUACGCGCGGGACACGAGUCCGCAUUCUGUGCUCACGAGCACGCUGGGGCUGUUGGAGUUUUGCCAUUACCAUGUUGAUUCGGCGCGCGCGGGGGAGGAGAAGGACGGUGUCAAGAUUACUACGGGUGUCGAUCCGCCGUUCUUGGGAUUCAAUCAUCUGGGAUUCACGGUCCCGGAUGUGCCGGCUGCUGUGGAGCGGUUGAUGCGGAGCGGGGUGGUGGUCGUCAAGGGGGUGGGGGAAGGCCCGAAUGAGAGCGUGCCGAUUACGAGGUGGGAAAGAGAGACAGGAGUUGCGAGUACGAUGGAGUUGAGCAAAGGGUUUGAGGCGUUGUUCAAACAGAUUGCUUUUGUGAGGGAUCCGGACGGAUAUCUUGUCGAGUUGGUGCCGCAGGUCCUACAGUAA
Messenger RNA from Ascochyta rabiei, 624 nucleotides. RefSeq names its product Lactoylglutathione lyase. Lineage: Eukaryota; Fungi; Ascomycota; Dothideomycetes; Pleosporales; Didymellaceae. The transcript has 2 exons. The coding region runs from base 1 to 624 and encodes 207 amino acids. The record is from RefSeq and is a predicted model, not a curated record.